This is a messenger RNA of Nothobranchius furzeri (turquoise killifish), 1549 nucleotides long. It is a transcript of the gene rnf182, whose product is annotated as ring finger protein 182. Gene Ontology annotation, cellular component: cytoplasm. The record is from RefSeq and is a predicted model, not a curated record. Gene Ontology annotation, molecular function: ubiquitin-protein transferase activity. Lineage: Eukaryota; Metazoa; Chordata; Actinopteri; Cyprinodontiformes; Nothobranchiidae. Gene Ontology annotation, biological process: protein ubiquitination.
UGUGUGUCCAUCGGUCACUAAUUGGACUGAAUUUCACUCAGCAACAAAAGAUGAGACUCGAAAAUUCCAGCUCUGGUCUGACAGGCUCUGCUUUGUUGUGCUUUUGCCGCUGUUGGCUGUGUUAACAGUUAUCUCAUCCUCUGUCGCCCAUGAAAGCCACAGUCACCCCAACUGCUCAGGCGGAGCUCAGAGGCCAGAACCUUCGAGGGCUUUCCUACAUCAGCUCUGAUUCUCACAGAGAAAUCUCAGUCAGAGCAGCAGAAAACUGCUGGAUGGCCACCAUGUCCUCUGCACCUUCAGUCAAGCGGAAACCGGACUUCGGCUCCAUCCCUAGUAACUGUUUUGAGCUCUACAGUGUUGAGUAGAUCUGAGAUUUCGGGAGGACUUUUCUGCUGAUCUCAGAGAAGGAUAAAGGAUGAUGCUUGAGCUGCAAAGCCCGGAGGACAAUGAUGUCACCAUCUCAGAUAAACUGAGUUCUGAGGAGAUGGAGUGUAAUAUCUGCUACUCUGCAUACAAUCUGGGGAGUUGUAGACCAAAGGUCCUCGAGUGCUGCCACCGUCUUUGUUCCAAAUGUCUUGUUAAGAUCUUGGACCUCGGUGAGUUACCUUCAAACAUCCUGGUGUGUCCUUUCUGUCGCUGUGUCACCAGACUGCCAGGAGAGACCGUGAGAAAUCUACCAGAUGAUUGCAACCUGGUGGCGACGCUGGCUCUGCAAAGCAGGAACCAGAGGAACGUGCACUUCCACCAGGACACAACAGAGCUGCUCCUCAGUCCCAGACGCCUGAGCUCUCUGAUGGCUGGUAAUGCUUCUCCCAGGUCCUACACCUCUUCCACCACCUCAUACUCCACCAUCCGGAGCUCCCCCAACUUUGUGGUCAUCACCAUCAUGGAGCCUCCACCAGCAUCAGCAACCGCCCAAGAACUCCAAGCUGGUUCUCGUGCAUUAGACCAGAGCUCCUCCAGUCUGGACUCUUUGGCAUCCAUCACACAGAGGUGGACGGUUUGGAACUGUGUGGCCCUCCUGUGCCAGACCUCGGCCCGGGUUCUGGUGUGGGUUCUGGGGCUCCUGUACUUCAGCUCGCUGCCGAUGGGCGUCUACCUGCUGAUCAUGCAGAGGACCACAGCUGGAGUGCUGCUGGUGAGCUUGGUGCCAGCCAGCCUCGUCAUCAUCAUGGUCUUUGGGGUCUGCCAGUGUGUCUGCCAUGAGUUCUGGAACUGCAGGCCAUCUUAACCGCCACAAAAAUAGGACGGGCAACUUAAAAAAAAAGGUUCAACAAUUUACUUGAGAACAAACAUCCAACAUCUGCCUAAAGAGCAAAAGGAGGAGAUGCUCAUUUUCUUUAUGGAACUUUACUAAUUAAUUUCAAUUUGGAGCUUUUUGUGUUGAACAUGUCCAUUUGUGAGGUUUUAUUAAAUAAAUAGUUGAUGUGUUACCUAAUAAAGCUCAAGUGCUGUAUUUCUUUCAUGUUUUCAAACAUCUUCAUAUUUUCUAGUUUAAAUUAAAAGAAAUGAAGUGAUUUAUAAAUCAUGAAGGAAGGACAACAUUUUG